AUGGAGCCGUCCGCGGCGCCCGGAGCUGCCGAACUGGCCGACCUGUACUCCGUGAUCCCGUUCAACGUCACCUUCCCGGACGACGUGAUGGGCUUCGUGCCGGACGCGCGCAACUACACCGAGCAGAACCCGGUGAGGAGCCCCGCGGGGAUCAUCAUCGCCAUCUCCAUCACCGCGCUCUACUCCGUCAUCUGCGUGGUGGGACUCCUGGGCAACAUCCUCGUGAUGUACGGUGUGGUCAGGUACACCAAGAUGAAAACCGCCACAAACAUCUACAUUUUCAACCUGGCCCUGGCCGACGCACUGGCCACCAGCACCCUCCCCUUCCAGAGUGCCAAGUACCUGAUGAACACCUGGCCUUUCGGCGAGCCGCUGUGCAAACUGGUCAUCGCCAUCGACUACUACAACAUGUUCACCAGCAUCUUCACCCUGACCAUGAUGAGCGUGGACCGCUACAUUGCCGUGUGCCACCCGGUGAGGGCGCUGGAGUUCCGGACACCCGUCAAGGCCAAGAUCAUCAACGUGUGCGUCUGGAUUCUCUCGUCGGCCAUCGGAGUGCCCAUAAUGAUCAUGGCAGUUACCAAGGUGACAGAUCAAGGAAAAACCAUCUGCACUCUGAAGUUUCCCGAUCCUGACUGGUACUGGGACACGGUGACUAAGAUCUGCGUGUUCAUCUUUGCCUUCGUGGUGCCGGUCCUCGUCAUCACCAUCUGCUACGGGCUGAUGAUCCUCCGCCUGCGGAGCGUCCGACUUCUCUCUGGCUCCAAGGAGAAGGACAGGAACAUGCGUCGCAUCACCCGCAUGGUCCUAGUAGUGGUGGCGGCCUUCAUCAUCUGCUGGACGCCCAUUCACAUCUUCAUCAUCGUCAAAACUCUGGUGGAGGUCGAUCAGAGGAACCCCUUCGUGAUUGCCAGUUGGCACCUGUGCAUUGCCCUCGGUUAUACCAACAGCAGCCUCAACCCCGUCCUGUACGCCUUCCUCGACGAGAACUUCAAGAGGUGCUUCAGGGAAUUCUGCCUGCCGUUCCGCACCAAGGUGGACCAGACCAGCCUCUCCAGGGCCAGGAACGCCACCCGGGAGCCGGUUUCGGUUUGUGCUCAAUCUGACGCAGGGAAGAAGCCAGUAUGACUAGGCCUGGAGCGGAUCCCUCGAGGGUCCCGCUCAAGGAGGGUCCAGCAGGAGCUGCAGUCUGAGGUCACCCAGAUCUCCACCACUGAAUUCUAGAGUCUAGUUACUGA
Colossoma macropomum (tambaqui) is the source of this 1238-nucleotide messenger RNA. RefSeq names its product opioid receptor, delta 1a (gene oprd1a). Gene Ontology annotation, cellular component: membrane; neuron projection. The transcript is spliced from 3 exons. Gene Ontology annotation, molecular function: G protein-coupled enkephalin receptor activity; neuropeptide binding. The record is from RefSeq and is a predicted model, not a curated record. Gene Ontology annotation, biological process: G protein-coupled opioid receptor signaling pathway; neuropeptide signaling pathway. NCBI's taxonomy places the organism in Eukaryota, Metazoa, Chordata, Actinopteri, Characiformes, Serrasalmidae. The coding region runs from base 1 to 1128 and encodes 375 amino acids.